UUAUUUUUAAAAAGUGACGUAAAUUGAAUCAGCUUCACUUCACUGUUCUCCUUUCGUAAUCUUUCUCUGAUAUUAAAUGGAGCAAGACAAAAGAAGGAAUUAUACCUUUAUCCAAGCAUUCGUAGCGAUCGGUGUCCAAGGUACAGGAAAAAAGAUAAAAAUGACUCAUUACUUUUAUUUUCAAAUGGAUUAACAUUGGUGGAUAAUGGCUCCCUCAAAAUCAAGAAUCAAAGUAGCAGUAAUAGGAGCAGGGGCAGCUGGUCUGUGUGCGGGUCGACAUCUGAUCGCAGAGCCUAACCUGUUCCAAUUUGAUAUAUACGAGCAACAAGAUGAUGUUGGUGGAACAUGGCGCUUUUCGACUCACAUUGGACAAGAUCAGUAUGGAUUGCCUGUACAUUCUAGUAUGUACAAAAACCUAAGGACCAAUUUGCCAAAAGAAGUGAUGGCAUAUCCUGACUUUCCUUUCCAAGAAUGUGAAGGUCGGUCUUUCCUGCAUCACACUGAAGUACUGAAAUACCUAGAGGAUUAUGCAAAGCAUUAUGGUCUUUAUGAGCAUAUUAAAUUUCAUAAACUGAUUGAGAACAUCCGCCCUUUAAAGCAUGAAGAUGGAACUGUUGAAUGGGCUGUCAGUUUUAGUGAUGUUGUUACCAAAGAAAAGGAGACUUAUAUUUAUGAUGCAGUCAUGGUUUGCAAUGGGCACUAUUCUGUACCUUAUAUGCCAGAAAUUGAAGGUUUAAAUGAUUUUAAAGGUGUUAUAAUUCACAGUCAUGACUACAGAGAGCCUCAAGAUUUCAAAGAUCUUAAAGUUGUUGUUUUGGGAGCAGGUGCCUCAGGAAUUGAUAUUGCAAUUGAAGUUUCCAAAGUAGCCAAAGAAGUGGUAUUAAGUCAUAACAAUCCUCCAAAAACUUGUCCUUUACCCAACAAUACAUGGCAAGAGAAGGGUAUAGAAUCAGUUGGAGAAUCUUCUGUAACUUUCAUUGGUGGAAAGAAGUAUGAAUGUGAUGCCAUCAUCAUAUGUACUGGAUAUCUUUAUCACUAUCCCUUUCUAGAUCCAAGUUGCAAUGUAAAAAUCGGAGAUCAGCAUAUCUCUCCUCUCUACCUGCACACGUUCCUCAUUGACUACCCCACCUUAGCCAUUUGGGCUGUCCCCAAGCUGAUUGUCCCAUUUCCUAUAUAUGAUCAGCAAACAAAAGUGUUCCUAAAAUUUUUGAAGGGGCAAAUUCAGCUACCUAGUCCUGAAGAGAUGCGGGCAGAAAUGGAGAAGGAUUUUACUCGAAGACUAGAGGCUGGCUUUAAACCAAGGCAUGCUCAUCUCAUGCCUGGGGAAUGGCAGUGGGAAUUUGAUGAUGCUAUCUCUAAGUUGGGAAAUAUUGAUCCCCUUCCUCCUGUCAUAAGGAAUUUGUUCCGGCAUGUCCACCAUUUAAGAACCUUGGAUGUCAUACAUUAUAAAGAUACAAAUUAUAAUUUAGUUGAUAAUGAAACCUUCAAACAGGUUGAUUAAUGAAAAGAGAUCUUAGAUUGCUCCUGAUUUCUUUUAUCAUCAGUUUAUAUUUACAUGUGAUGCUGCAUUACAUAUAUUAUUUAUAUUUGAUGCUACGUUAUAUAUAUAUUAUUUAUAUUUGAUGCUACAUUAUAUAUAUAUUAUUUACAUUUGUUGCGCAUAGGUAUAUGGACAUCUUGCUAAAGAUUGUGAAUCAGUGCAAAUCCCUAUAAUUAUUAAAUUUUAAGUUAAUCAAUAAAUAUAAUUAACUUAGAGAAAAUUAAUUAAUAAUUUGAAAGUUCAUUAAUUCUAUAUUGAAUAGAAUAUGCCAGUCAUUAUAUGUGUUUCUCAUUGAAUGCAUGGUGCAAUGGCUGAUCCUAUUAUAACAAAUAAUGUAUCUUAUAUUUGAUUAUCAUCAAAUUAUCAGCUAAAUUAAUAACAAAGUUGUUUAUUUUGAGCCCUAGAUUUUUAAGAAAUAAAUAUAUACUUUUAAAUAUGUUAAUUUAAUUUUAAAAGCCAAUUAGAAAGUGUUUGAAUAUACAUGAAGAAUAAUUUUUAAUUUCUCUAAAACAAUAUUUUAAUAGUAAUUUAAAUUCAUUUACACAAUAUUGUAUUGAUAAGUUAUUUGAAAUGUAUUAAAAUAUUCACAAAAAUUCGAAUAUGCAUGGAUUUAAAAACAGUAAAAUAAAUUGCAAAUGCAAGAAAAGAAAUAAUUCUAAUGGAAGUUGUUGAACUUCCUUUUGAUGUGUCUUGCUUGAAGUGACAAGGUUAUGUUUUUAAAAAGUUUACUGAAUUAUUUUUAUAGUACUGUUAAAACUUGAAAUGAUUUUAUCUGUGUUGAUACUUGAAAAUAAAUAUAUAUUAAACUAUUAAAAAUAUGUGUACUGUCAUUGUGUGUAUUUAUUAGUUGCAUUUGUCUUUUUAUAUCAAGAAAAUAUAUUACAAUUAUUAUUGUUAAAUUAUCAAUUAUUAUAGAUAUAAGAAUAUCAGUUGAUCUAGUCUGUUUAGUAAAGUUUAUUUUUCAAAAUUAAAUUGAAAAGUAUAUUAUAUGCUUUCUACUUAAUAUUUGUAUGAUUCUAUUAUUUUGUCUCUGCUUUUAAAUAGAAUCCUUAUCUCGUUGAUGUAGUUGUUUAACUUGAAUUAUAAAAGAAUUGUUUAAGUCAUUGUAUAGUAAUAAAAACUUGUCUCUCUCAGUAUUUACAGAAAAUGAUUACAUUUAUUUUGAAAAAGAGAGUCAGGCAAUAGAGUUCUGUUAAAUGAAAAUACUGAAAAAUCCAUGAUAUAAUUGAGACUUCAGUGUAAGAAAUUUUAUAUUUAUUAUCAUUAAUUCUUUUAAAAGAGCAAAUAAAUUGAUGUGUUUCUUUAUUACUUUAUCUGCUCUGGGAAUAGAAUUUGUAAUGCCCCAUUAUGAAUUGCUUGACUAAUAAAAU
Messenger RNA from Argiope bruennichi, 2910 nucleotides. RefSeq lists its product as uncharacterized. The transcript is spliced from 6 exons. Gene Ontology annotation, molecular function: flavin adenine dinucleotide binding; N,N-dimethylaniline monooxygenase activity; NADP binding. Bases 206 to 1501 code for a protein of 431 amino acids. The record is from RefSeq and is a predicted model, not a curated record. NCBI's taxonomy places the organism in Eukaryota, Metazoa, Arthropoda, Arachnida, Araneae, Araneidae.